Molecule: messenger RNA, 1820 nt
Organism: Penicilliopsis zonata CBS 506.65
Lineage: Eukaryota; Fungi; Ascomycota; Eurotiomycetes; Eurotiales; Aspergillaceae
Exons: 2
Coding region: 239-1750 (503 amino acids)
Biological process (GO): endoplasmic reticulum unfolded protein response; retrograde protein transport, ER to cytosol
Cellular component (GO): endoplasmic reticulum lumen
Source: RefSeq, a predicted model, not a curated record
CAGCCCGCGUUGAGAUUGAGAGUCUUUGUUUGUGUACCUUCUGUCCAUGCUUUGGAAUAAAGCGGCAUGGUCAAGGGGACUUUCUGUUUGACAUGAUAACUGAUGAGACUAGCUGAUUAAUUGCCCUUCCUGCCAUACUGUGCGGGCAGCAGACUGGGGUUGCCUGUUGCCUCGAGACGAGAAUUAGUACCAAGUACUUGUAUCAUCAGAAGACAGAGGUACAGAGGUACAGGAGAAAAUGAGCCGGCACACGUCAGCGCUGGUGUCUCUGUUGUUAUUCGCCGCUCUGUCUGGGGUUGAGGCCGGCAAGAAGGCGUUUAAUAUCAAUGAUGACAUCCUCGCGUAUCCCCAGUACCAAGUGACUUUCCCCGAUGAGUAUGUUCUUGAAUCAGAAGCGCACGAGCUCUUGCACUCGCAGAGCCACGGCCAAGUCAACCAGCAGAAUUCCCAAAUAGUGUUGCAAGAUGGUACGAACGCGGCGACGGGUGCCGAGAAACUAGGGGACGGCGAGUACCUUUAUGAGGAGAUGGUUCUGGACCAUCGACUAUACCUCUGCAAAAUACCCAUCGUUGAUAACGAGGAUAAGAACGGGUCGGCGAAUACGGGGGGAUCGGGCGAGGCCGACGCACAGAACGAGGUGGCUCGAGCGACCGAGCGUGGAUUGGAGCUGCUAAGCGAACUGGAAGGCAAAUGCAUGUACUACGUCUCUGGAUGGUGGUCCUACUCGUUCUGCUACAAGAACCAGAUCAAGCAGUUCCACGCGCUGCCGUCAGGGAGCGGCGUGCCCAGCUACCCGCCGAUGGAAGACCGGAACACGCAGUCGUUCAUUCUGGGCAGGUUCGCCGAGGGGGACGACGAUGACGAGAUCGACGGCGAUGCCGAGCCGAAAAAGGCGUCGACCGAUCUUGCCGAGCUGCAGACCAAGGGCGGCUCUCGGUACCUGGUGCAGCAUCUGGACCGGGGCACCAAAUGCGACCUGACGGGCAGGCCCCGGAAGGUCGAGGUGCAAUUCCACUGCAAUCCACAGUCGACCGACCGCAUCGGCUGGAUCAAGGAGUUGACGACCUGUUCGUAUCUGAUGGUGAUCUACACGCCUCGGCUGUGCAAUGACGUCGCCUUCCAGCCCCAGCAGCCGGACGAGGAGCACUCGAUCGAGUGUCGCGAGGUGCUCACCCCGGACGAGGUCUCCGAGUGGGAGGCGAUGCAGGAGUUCUUCGAGUCGCAGAACCUGGUCGAGGCGGCCAUCCCACAGUACCCGAUGGUGGGGGACAUUGAAGUAGGCGCCAAGAAGCUUGUGGGCACCGAAGGCCGCCAGAUCGAGAAGGGCCAGGUCGCCUCUGCCGGUGACGAAAAGGUCCAUGUCGUCGCCAAACGCGAGAACGGCAAGAUCCAGCGGCUGUCUAAGGAACAACUGAAGAAGUUCAACCUCGACCCGGAGAGGAUCGAGGAGCUGAAGAAGCAGCUGGAAGAGGUCGGCAAGGGUAAAGACUGGACCCUGGAAUUGGUUGAACUCAAUGGCGACCGUAGCCUCCGGGCCAUCGUCGACAACGAGGAGGACGUGGAUAGCAACUCCGACUCGACGGAGGAGACCAAGAAGACCGGGAAAACAGACAAGACCGACAAGACCGACAAGACCGAGCAGGAGGAUGUCGCGGCAGACCAGCACGAGCCACCAUCGCAAGAACAAGCCGACGAUCCGGAAGAAGACGAUGUGGAGGUCGAAUUGGUGUCUUGGGUCGUCCUGGCGUAAUUUACCCUCAACAUAGUGAUCAUUGCCAUUAUUAUUUUAUCAUGUCUUUUUCCAUAGUAAUCAUCACGAC